AUGCCAGAUCAACCGUACAUCUACGACCCGCCGACCGCGUCCCGACCACUCUCGUAUCCAUACUCCGAUUUCAAUCCACGAGCUGCGACCCAGGCGCAUUAUGCGGCUUUUCAAGAGCGAGCCGACAGAGCAAAGCGCAGAGCCGCGCAGGAUGGCAAGCCGCUCAUCAACUUCAACGCACACCCAGACAGCUAUAUGAUAGUUGCCAACCCGGGAGUCAACCAUGAGCCUCUUCCGUCGAGUACGAAGAAGAGUAUCAUCUGGACGCGAUGGGUGCAGUUUGCGUUGAGGCUGUUGCAAGAAGUUGGAGCUCUGGGCAUCUUGCCUGCUUGGGACUCGGUCAUUACGAUGUACGCCGUCUACCACCUGCUUCGACCGGCCAAGGGUCGCACUCCUUCGAGCAGUGGCAGCUACCACUUCUUCGCGCUGUUCAUGGAUACCGGCUUGAUUCCAUUCUACAUCUUCAUCGCGCUGUAUGCGAAUCAGAACUACAACCUGCAGCCGGGAGUCGACAAUCGGUGGACCAGCUUCUUCAGCAACAACUUCGCCACUACGUCCGUCAUCUUUGCGACAUUCAUCGCGAGCAUUGUCAUGGCUUCUCUGCAUCUGAUCAGCAUCGGACUCGACCUCUACCUCAUCGUCAUGUUCAGAAAGAUUGCCCGGCUGCCACCCGACAUGAACCCGCUGGAAGACAACUUGACCGGCAGCACUCGUCGCUCGAGGUCGCAGAGGCACAAGCACAAGGAUUCCAACUUGAGCACAGCAUCGACUCUGACUGGCGAAAUGUCCGAGAAGAACAAGGCGUACUACAGCGGAAGCACUCUGGAUGUGACAGACUCUCGAGUAUCGACCGCAAAGGAGCCAGAGGCGAGGACUAUUCCUUGGGGACACAGCAGAAUGGAUUCGGACAACAGCUACUCGCCUCACAAUCCCAACUCUGCACGCCUUUCGCGCCAGCAAAACGAUGAGAUCAGUCUGUACCAGGGUCCGCGCUCCGCUCGCAGCUCUCGCCAUGAUGUUGCACCAGGCCAUCGUUCGCGUGCCGGUACUCUUGUGGAUCCGGCGAAGAGCACAUCCGUCGUCGACUUUGCAGAGACUCCUCCAGUCCCGUCCUUCAAGAACCAUUCACGACCAAAUACCGCUCACCACGACUCGUUCGUGUCAAGCCGAGGAACACCUGAUCGCAUGUCAACCGCGCCAACCACGGACGUGGUCAAGUCUCAGCAGAAGCAAAGCCUCCUCAACGACAACUGGUACGUUCUCGAUGAAGAUGCCGUCUCAGACCUUGGAAGUCCUCGUCGCCAGCAGCAGACCGCAGCACCUCCGUACUCGCAAAACCCAACUCUUCCGAACGUCGAGCUGGAUGAGCUCGACCGUCACGACUCUUUCGAGCAUCAGCCGCUCAAGAUGAACCCUCCUACUCCACCGCCUCAGAUUCAAUACCCAGAAGACGACAAAGAGAACACGCCGUAUGCCAUUCAACACCAGAAUCACUAUGAGAACUACUCGCCCAUCGAGACUGGCGUUGCCCGCACUCUCACCGUCGCAUCUCACGGCACCGCGAACUCCUCCGUCUACUCCGAGUCUGCACCGUCGCUGAAGUCGAACGGCCGUCCAAACAACGGCACGCCAAAGGGCAAGUACUAUGGCGACCUCGCAUCAGCAACGCGCAACAUCCGUGGAGCCGUACCGCUGUCCCAGACGCAGUUCCCGGCGCUUGACCGCGGUGGUGCGCCGGUGGACAAGAAGACUGGCCGUGUCAUCAGUCGGACUGGCGCGGACAUCACGGACGUCGGACUUUAUGCGUCGGAGCAGAGUGGCGGGUAUGGGUUGAGAGGCCGCCGUGAUGUGAGUGGGAAGAUCGCCGAAGAGGGUAGAGGUGAUGACGGCGACCCACACGUCCCGGAUAGCAUCCCGCCUUGGGUGCACGUUAACGACAGCGAUGAAAAGGCGCCUUUCCUCGCGCCAGACCCGGUAGUACCCAAUACGCGCCACUACAAGCCGCCGCCCAAUAAAUACCAGCCUGGCAGGAAGUUGGACCAUUUGAGGACAGCGGAGCCGGGGCUGUUGUCGGCGCCUAUUGCGGACGAGCAGACGAGAUGGAUACCUUUCAUGCAGUCGGGGCCGAACCCGAGGGAAUAUCGCGGCGAGGGAAGAGUCAUGGAUCCAGAGUGGAUGGAGGAGAAUAUGCCAGUGUUCGCGCGGAAGUUCGAAGAGGAGGAUGAGGCAGAUCCGGAGGCAUCGCACAAAGGUCCCUCAGGAUUCAAGGGGAUCAUGUACAGAGGGAAGUGGUUGAUUAGCCCUGAACGACAAGAGAGGACAGUGAAGUUAUUCUGGAGGCUCCUCCUGAAGAACGCAUUCGUCCCCUUGAUCUUCCGGUUGACGGUCCUCGCAUUCUCAUGUGCCGCCCUUGGUGUGUCUGGAUCUAUUUUGCAUAAGGUGGACAAGGUCAACAGAGAUCCUAACCCCGACAAUCAAUGUGCGCCCCGAGCGUCGACAUAUAUGGGCAUUAUUGUCAGCACGAUAGCGAUACCUUACGUCGCGUACGUCACAUGGGACGAAUACAUGAGCAAACCACUCGGCCUCCGUUCCGUGGCCGCUAAAACCCUCCUUCUACUCUGCGACCUCUAUUUCAUUGUGUUUUCGGCCUCGAAUCUCUCCCUCGCAUUCAGUGCGCUUCUAGACGACAGCUGGGCAUGUUACGAAGAAACCUAUCAGGAAGUCGGAAAUUAUGCCAUACGGAUACCCCGGACGUGUCCAAACAAUGCCGCUAUUUGCAGCAAGCAGACAGCCCUGUCGGGCGUCCUGGUCGUGGCUCUCAUAGCCUGGCUACUAUGUUUCAGUAUCUCAGUGUUGAGAGUGGUGGAGAAGUUACGGUUGGAUUACUAG
Molecule: messenger RNA, 2889 nt
Organism: Zasmidium cellare ATCC 36951
Lineage: Eukaryota; Fungi; Ascomycota; Dothideomycetes; Mycosphaerellales; Mycosphaerellaceae
Exons: 6
Coding region: 1-2889 (962 amino acids)
Biological process (GO): positive regulation of catalytic activity
Cellular component (GO): fungal-type vacuole; cell periphery
Source: RefSeq, a predicted model, not a curated record